AACAGCUGAUUGUGGAAAGUGACGAAGAGGAAAAUUCUCAUCAUAACUGCGAAGAAUUUACUACGAGGAAUAUGUGAAGAAGGAUCAAAUAAAUAACUGCAUCAUUGCCUUGGUCAGCACAUUUAACUGAUUCUAAAUUGCUUCAGAAAACACAAACAAAAAGAACUGUGUGCUUUUAAAUGUGACAGAUGUUUGUUGUAAGAAAUGUCACAAAUUGACAUUCAGGAUUUGUUUAACAAAAGCAGGUUUCCUAGCGGAUGGCUUCUUCUUCCUAUACUUUUAUAUACACCAGUGGGAGUUCUUUUAGCAUUAUUACGAAUAUUAGUAGUAUUACAUCUAUGGCUUUGCACAUUGCUACUGCCUGACUGUAAUCCUGUUCGAACAUUUUUAAGUUAUGGUUGCAGCUUUGCUUUUGGCAUUAUAGUGAAAAUUGAUACUGAAAGUGAACCUAGACACAAACAAUCAAGAAUAAUAAUUGCCAAUAAUGUGUCUGUUCUGGAUCAUUUCGCUCUUCGUCGAACAACGGACACACUAGUUCCCAGUAUUUGGGAAGUACCUGGUGUAUUGAACAAUGUGUUAGGAGUACAAAAGAUGGAUAUGACUAGCAAAGAUGCACUGAUUGCCAACAUAAAACAAUUUCUUUCCACCUCUAAGUAUAGCAUCACAAUACAACCUGAAUUUGGCACAACUAAUAGCAGAGUUGCUUUAUUAAAAUUCAAUUCCUGGCCGUUUAGCAUAGAAACGUCUGUACAGCCAGUUACCAUAAAGGUAUCAAGGCCAGAUCUUGUGCCUAUUCAUGUUACUUCAUUGGCUUCAACGUGGUGGACAGAAAUAUUUUGGUUUAUGUAUGUUCCUUACACGAUGUUCACACUCAAGUACCUGAAAAUCAGGCAAAAUCCUGAUCAUGAGACUCUCGCUCGAGAAGUAGAGAAAGUCAUUGCGGAUGAUCUGGGACUUCAGAUAAGUUCUUAUACUGUAUCGGAUAAAACGGAAUAUGAAAAACGUUACGAGCGUAUGGAGAGGAUACUCAAUAGCGCACGUUCUACUAGAAGCACAGCUAACUCACAAUAUAGCAUGGAAAUGCAAAGAAUGAUUCGUCAAGUCAGCGAAGUACUUCCAUUGGUUCCACAUAAUGUGAUUUUUCGAGAUCUUUUGAAAACUCGAAAUGUUGAUGUAACAAUCGCCAAUAUUCUUGAUGGCAUAGUUACUUAUACGCCAGAAUCGAAUCCAGCAGCUCAAACAUCUGUAACGUCAUCCAGCGGAUCUCCAAGUACUGGAAAGGACAAAAUCUUGGGUACGGUUUCCUUCCAGGAAAAAAAGACUAAAAUGAUACAAGAAGCUAGAGAAAGGUAUAUUAAAAAACAUUGUUUGAACAUAAAGUGCUGACGUUCUUGCUACUGUUUUAUUCUGGUUAUAACGCUAUCAUUGAUAACAUGGUUACAACUUGUUUUACUGUAUAUGUAUUAUAUUUACUAUUAAAAUCAUGUGAAUAUAUCUUUAUUUCUAAAAAAUUAUUAUAUGUACUUAUAUAAAAUUCCUAUCCAAUUUUUUACAAUCGGAAGUGGCAUUUUGCAAAUAAGUGACUAAUAUAAUUAUCAGUGUAUCAUAUUUGCAAUAAUACACAUUUAAACGGCAAGAACAAAGAAAAAA
Molecule: messenger RNA, 1650 nt
Organism: Pseudomyrmex gracilis
Lineage: Eukaryota; Metazoa; Arthropoda; Insecta; Hymenoptera; Formicidae
Product: ancient ubiquitous protein 1-like
Exons: 3
Coding region: 205-1386 (393 amino acids)
Cellular component (GO): membrane
Molecular function (GO): ubiquitin binding
Source: RefSeq, a predicted model, not a curated record